AUGGCUGAACCCAUACCUGCCGAGGAACAGUCAAACUAUGAGACCUUCCGCGAUUACAUGAGCGAGCCUAUUAUGAAGGCGCUCGCACUGCCGGCCGAGAAAGCGAAGCCCAAGAAGAAGAGAAUGGCCAAAAAGAGCGCAAAAUACAAGCCUGUGGGCAUGUUUGCGCCUGCCAAACCGCAAGUUGAAGCUCCCAGCACCACUUCAACCAGCACGCCUUCAGCAAGCGACGCUGAAGACCUAGGCGAGUUCAUCGAUUACCUGAGCGGCCUCAUUUUCCCCUCUCUCCCACCCGAUCUGCGCACCCUGUCGUACCCCAAGUUCCGCGACUCCACUCUCCUCCAAGACACCUACACAACCCCCCUCUCCGCCUCAACAUACAUACACCUUCUCACCACCCUUCCGCCCACCGCUAUAGACAGUCUGGAAUCCUAUGCGCUCCUCCCCAGCCCCAGCGAUACACAUGACCAUCACAACCUCCUGACACCUGUCUUCACAUCCUACAUCUCCGCCGUCACACUGCCACCCCCAAUAUGGGUGACAACGCGCACGACUGAAUGCGAGCUGUGCGAGAGAGACUGGGUGCCGCUCACCUACCAUCAUUUGAUACCGAAGAGCACACAUGAUCGGGUGAGGAAGAGGGGAUGGCACGACGAAGAGGUGAUGAACAGCGUGGCGUGGUUGUGUAGGGCUUGUCACAGCUUUGUGCACAGACUUGCAAGCAACGAGGGUCUGGCACGAUAUUACUAUACCGUCGAAUUGAUCAGGGAGGGAGGCGUGGACCAGGAUGAGGCGAAGGCGCAGGAGGUUGAGGGGUGGGUCAAGUGGGUUGGUGGUGUGCGGUGGAAGAGUAGAUGA
Molecule: messenger RNA, 858 nt
Organism: Ascochyta rabiei
Lineage: Eukaryota; Fungi; Ascomycota; Dothideomycetes; Pleosporales; Didymellaceae
Exons: 2
Coding region: 1-858 (285 amino acids)
Source: RefSeq, a predicted model, not a curated record